UCGCAAGGGAAGUCGGGGUGUGUGUCCGUUGCGCUUCUUCUUCCGCUCUCUGUCAUGGCUCCAGCGAAACGCAGACGUGGCACCGCAGUUACCAAGAAGAACGACUCUGAUGUGCCUUCUAAAGCCUCCGAGGCAACGGAACAGAACGGCGUCGAGCCUGCUUCUGACAGCGAUGCACAGGCGAUCACUCUCGCGCGACUCAAAGCCGAGUACGGGCCAAUCAUCAAGGAGCUGGGGGGGCGAUUCAGCUUCAUCCGCGCGUUGCUGAUCGAGUUCUGGCCCGAGAUGCAGCGAGACCCACGCGACGAGACGCAGCUGCCCGUGGAGGGCGACGCGCAGUGGUUCUGGUUCACCGAGAUGCAGUUUAUGGUGAUUUUCCUGUACGAAAUCGCCUUUAUGGAGUUCUCGAUGAGCGUAACCAAACCAGACUCCAUCACACUGGAGCAACAGCAGGAAAAGACGACGCUGGCUCAUCGUCAGGACAUGGAGGAGCGCGUCAACUUUCUAUCGAGGCUCAGGAAGUACGCGGACGACCUGGCCAAGUGCCGCUUGGCAGCUACCAAGCAGACCGGCAAGAGAUUGCCCCGUGUCUUCCGCCUCGCCGACAUGUACAAGCUCUCGACUGGCGAGACGACGCUGCUGCAGCUGCUCGUGGUGAUGCAGGGCUGUCAGAGCAAUGCUGUGCGCUGUCAGAUCUUGGACGAGGACGCGCAGCGGAGAGUUAUGACGUGUCAGAGGCUGUCGGGCCUGUCUGAAGUGGACAUCGCAGAGUUCCGGGACGACGAACGCGAGCACGUGAAGGAAGGCACUUUGCUGGUAGACGAGGAGACGUACUGUACGAGUCUCAGUCUGUCGAAUAUCUGCGUGCGGGUGCUGCUGGGGCGACAGUUGACGAGCAAUCAGGCGCUGAAAGUGAGUCAGACGGCGCUGGAGGAGCUGCUCAAGGGCGAGGGAAUGUCUUUUGGUGAGGUGCUGGACACGAGCAACACGUCGGGGACUGGAGUGUCGAGUGUCACUGGACACAAACGCGAUCGUGGCGAUAAAGUAGACGAGGAACAGGAAGAGGAGCAGGCUGAACAGCACGCGAGCAGCGAGAGUGAGGAGGAGCACGAAGAUCAGGAAGACAUCAGUGCGUCUGCGUUCUCGUUCAUUGGCAAGUACAAGUCGGACAGCAAACGUACGAAGCAUCAAGCGAAGGAGGAUGAAAAAUUGCUGCUCAAGGCGGCUGAAGCUGGCAGUGACAAGCACCAUUUGCUGUCUUCGCUCAUGGACUCGAGCGAACUGAAGCCGUACAGUCCCGAGAACCAGCUGGAGUAUCUAGAGGAUCGAUUCCAGGUUGUGGCGUUUGCGAUCCGUGCGUCGGGCGCGCGGGUGAAGGACCAGAUGAAGGAGGCAGGCACGAAACAGCCCUGGGAAUCGUCGGCGCCGGCGUCUGCUGGUCGACGCGAGCUCAAGGCCAAGCAGCGCGUGUACAGCCGUCGAGCGCAGCACCGGUUGGCUCUGACGCGACAAGCAGGUCGCUCGCUGCCGCGUCUGGAAGAACUGGCAGCCAAAUUCAAGCUGAACCGCUUCGAGCAGAACGUGAUCGUGAUGCUCAUUGGCAAGACCAUCUCUCCGGUCAUUAAGAACCUCAUCGACGGUGUGGACACGUCGCCCGUGCAGCGGAUGGACGAGAGCGUGAUCAUCAACCAGAUCCUGUCCAUCUUCUGUGAGACUUUCCAGGAGCAAGUGGCGCACCGAGUUUUCUUCUACAAGUCGUCGCGUCUACUUAGUCGCGGCCUCGUGAAGCUUCACAGAGGACGAUGGCACUCGACCGCGGGCGAUCUCGUGGACCAGCGCGUGGAGCUGGACCGUCGUGUGCUGGACUGGGUCGUUGGGCUUGAUACCGAGAUGAAUGAGCUGGUGGAAGGCUCGGAUCUGUACACGCCAAAGGUGCAGCUGGACCAGGUUGUGCUGCCUGAAGAGCACAAGAGCACGAUCUUAGAGACGGUGGAGAGCUACGAGAGCUUCCGGAGGUACCGCAAGAAGAGCGGGUUGGAGCAGGCUGGCAUGGCGUAUGGAGCUGGCCUCGUGUUGCUGCUGUGUGGCGCCAGCGGAACGGGCAAGACGAUGACGGUGAACGCUGUGGCUCACCACCUGAAGAAGCGAGUACUGCUAGUGGACUUCCCGUCGCUGCAGGGAAAACGUCAGGAAGGCAUGGAGACUGACGCCGACUUGCGCGGUCUCUUCCGUGAAGCGGACAUGAGCAACGCUGUGCUCUUCUUUGACGAGUGUGAGAACAUCUUCCGACAACGCGACGGCGGAGGCGACCGCCUCUUGAAUGCGCUGCUGACGGAGAUUGAGCGCUACGAAGGCAUCGUGUUCCUUGCGACCAACCGGCCGUUCGACCUGGACGAGGCCAUGCAUCGACGCAUCACUGCCGUGUUCGAGUUCAAGGCGCCCGACCACAUCCAGCGACGCAAGAUCUGGGACGUGUUACUGCUGCGUGGCACUCUGAAGACCGAGGAAGGGAUCGACUGGGACGCCAUCGCUCUGAAGUACGAGCUCAGUGGCGGCUUCAUCAAGAACGCCAUCUUGUCGUCGCUUCUGAAGGCCAUUUCACGGAACGGCGAGGCGCCCGUAAUCUCCCAAGCGGACAUCGUCGCGGGCUGCGCGCUGCAGAUGCGUGGCAGUCUACACAUGAAGACAUUCGAUCACCGAGUUGUGCCCACGAGCGGGCUGGACGAGCUGAUCGUUGAGGACGCGGUCAAGGGCAAACUGCGCCGAGUCGUGCAGUUUGAGAAGGCGCGCAGUGUCAUCUACGGCCAGUGGGGCUUUGACUUUGGGCAGUCCAACAAGCAGCAGAAAGGGGUGAGCGUGCUGAUCUGCGGCCCUGCAGGGAUCGGCAAGCUGAAUGCAGCCAAGGCGAUCGGCUUCGAGAUCGGUCGCCCCCUCAAGGUCGUCAACUUCGGCCAGCUGGCAGCAGACUCGGCUGCGGAGACGCGCAAGGCGCUUCGUGCUGUGUUCGACGACGCUCGGCUGAUGGACGCAGUGCUGGUGCUCACGGGCUUCGAGUCGUUCGGCAGUCACAUUGAAGGAGGCGUCAUCCCCCUCGACAGUCUCGAGUCCUCGCCUCGCUUCCGCAUGGAGGUGAUGCGCCUGCUGGAGCUCAUGGAUACAUUCCCGAGCACCACCAUCUUGCUGGCGAAUGUGGACCGAACGGCCGCGGCGUCUCUGGUGCAGUCCGAGUUCUGUCGUCGGCUCAAGUUUGUGGUCGAGAUGAGGAAUCCGAACGCCAAGCUGCGGGAGAAGCUGUGGCGCGCGUGUUUCCCGCCCAACGCGCCGCUGGACACCAAGACGCCGAUCGAUUUCCAGCGUCUGGCGGAGCGCUAUGAUCUGAGCAACACGUCGAUUAGUGACGCCGUGUUCCGAGCUGCUGCCAGUGCCGCUCUGCGUCAAGAGAGCAAGCGCAUUAUCACAAUGAAGGACUUGACGGAUGCAGCUGAGAUCGAGCGGCAAAAAGCUCGAGGGGGCGCUGCUGCUAUGGAGAAUCUCUUCGUCUAA
Phytophthora infestans T30-4 is the source of this 3543-nucleotide messenger RNA. RefSeq lists its product as uncharacterized. The record is from RefSeq and is a predicted model, not a curated record. The coding region runs from base 55 to 3543 and encodes 1162 amino acids. The transcript has a single exon. Gene Ontology annotation, molecular function: ATP binding; ATP hydrolysis activity; proteasome-activating activity. Gene Ontology annotation, cellular component: proteasome regulatory particle, base subcomplex. Gene Ontology annotation, biological process: proteasome-mediated ubiquitin-dependent protein catabolic process. NCBI's taxonomy places the organism in Eukaryota, Oomycota, Peronosporomycetes, Peronosporales, Peronosporaceae.